Molecule: messenger RNA, 4256 nt
Organism: Seriola aureovittata
Lineage: Eukaryota; Metazoa; Chordata; Actinopteri; Carangiformes; Carangidae
Gene: wdr26a
Product: WD repeat domain 26a
Exons: 14
Coding region: 389-2191 (600 amino acids)
Biological process (GO): proteasome-mediated ubiquitin-dependent protein catabolic process
Cellular component (GO): GID complex
Molecular function (GO): protein binding
Source: RefSeq, a predicted model, not a curated record
AUUUCCGCCGACGUCACUGCGUAUGUCCAUAACAGGGCUGCAGCUGUCUGAGAGCAACAAUAACAAGCUGUACCCAACAACUUCACCGCGGCUUUAACGGAACCUGACAGCGCCGUAGACCGCCGAGGGUCACAAAAUGCGGUCGUCCAAAUAACUGUGGCCGCCGUCUCUUCGUCCUCCCAGCCGAAAACCGCGUUAUCGUCGCGGCCACCGCCGCGGAACAAACACGGAGACUCGGCCGCAGGGGGAACAGGGCAGUUCGGGGCUGCAUCUGGGUCAGUGGGCCUGUACGGCGGCCGUACCGGUGGUGUUGUUUUCCCCGCAGUGUCCCGCUGCGCCCGUCGUUCGUUUGAAUACACGUCGUGUGACCCGUUUAACUCGCGGUAACAUGCAGGCUAACGGGGCAGGACAGGACCGGGAUUCAGAACUGUCCUGCCGAAACGGUGCUCAGAACGGUGAGUCGUCCUCCACCGGGGAAGCUCACUCCAACGGACUGGUGUCAGUCACCAACAAUGGAAACACUGUCAGCAACAACAACGGAGUGUCAGCGCAGCCUGCGCCCAACAACAGCAGCGGCUCGUCGGACGUGAAGAAGAAGAAGCGUCUGUCUCAGUCUGAGGAGGAUGUCAUCAGGCUGAUAGGACAACACCUACACGACCUCGGUCUCAAUCAGACGGUGGACCUCCUGAUGCAGGAGUCUGGCUGCAGACUGGAGCACCCCUCUGCCACCAAAUUCCGCAACCACGUCAUGGAAGGAGAGUGGGACAAGGCUGAGAGUGAUCUGAACGAGCUGAAGGCACUGAUGCACUCUCCAAGUGCUAUAGUGAGGAUGAAGUUCCUCCUGCUGCAGCAGAAGUAUCUGGAGUACCUGGAGGAUGGGAAGGUCCUGGAGGCCCUGCAGGUCCUCAGAGCCGAGCUCACCCCCCUCAAGUACAACACGGAGCGGAUCCACAUCCUGAGCGGGUACCUGAUGUGCAGUCAUGCAGAGGACCUACGAGCCAAAGCAGAGUGGGAAGGGAAAGGCACGGCAUCCCGAACGAAGCUACUGGACAAGCUGCAGACCUACCUGCCUCCCUCAGUGAUGCUGCCCCCACGCCGCCUGCAGACUCUGCUGAAGCAGGCGGUGGAGCUGCAGAGGGAGCGCUGCCUCUACCACAACACCAAGCUGGACAGUGGACUGGACUCUGUGUCCCUGCUCCUGGACCAUGCCUGCAGCCGGAAACAGUUCCCCUGCUACACUCAGCAGAUUCUCACCGAACACUGCAACGAAGUCUGGUUCUGCAAGUUCUCCAACAACGGCACCAAACUGGCAACCGGGUCCAAAGACACCACAGUCAUCGUGUGGCACGUCGACGUGGAAACCCAGCAGCUGAAGCUGAUGAAGACUCUGGAGGGUCACGCUUACGGUGUUUCAUACCUGGCAUGGAGCCCUGAUGACGCCUACCUGAUCGCCUGUGGUCCUGACGACUGCUCUGAGCUGUGGCUGUGGAACGUACAGACGGGGGAGUUACGGACUAAGAUGAGUCAGUCUCAUGAGGAUAGCCUGACCAGCGUGGCCUGGAACCCAGAUGGCAAACGCUUCGUCACGGGAGGCCAGAGAGGCCAGUUCUACCAAUGUGACCUGGACGGAAACCUGCUGGACUCAUGGGAAGGGGUCCGGGUGCAGUGCCUGUGGUGUCUGAGUGACGGCCGGACCGUCCUCGCUUCCGACACCCACCAACGUAUCCGUGGAUACAACUUUGAGGACCUGACGGACAGAAACAUAGUGCAGGAGGACCAUCCCAUCAUGUCCUUCACUGUGUCCAAAAACGGGAGGUUAGCUCUGCUGAAUGUUGCAACCCAGGGAGUGCACCUGUGGGACCUGCAAGACCGGGUGCUGGUGAGGAAGUACCAGGGGGUCACCCAGGGCUUCUACACCAUCCACUCCUGCCUCGGAGGCCACAAUGAAGAUUUCAUCGCCAGCGGCAGCGAAGACCACAAAGUUUACAUCUGGCACCGGCGCAGUGAGCUGCCCAUCGCUGAGCUGACCGGUCACACCCGCACAGUCAACUGUGUGAGCUGGAACCCCGUCCUGCCCGGACUGCUGGCCAGCGCCUCAGAUGACGGAACCGUCCGGAUCUGGGGACCCGCCCCCUUCCUGGAUGUCCAGGAUGCAGAGGGGCUCAACGAGUGCUGCAGCAUGGACAGCUGAUGACCUGCUGGACCUCUGAGCCUGAGGAGCGUUAAGACUUUGUAGACACUUGAAUGGAUGAAGCGGGGAAAGCUUUGGUGAUUGGACAGCUGCAUCCUGGAGGCGGGGCGGCAGGGCUCCGUGUCAGGAUGUCACAACACAGAGAUGUCAGACUCGGUCACACGACUGAGAGCAGAGCCAGCCGGGCGAUGCUGUGCUCCAGGACCUCCAGUAUCUGACCCACCUCCUCCCCUUGUUUGGACCCGUUCCCUCAGGACCAUCCAGGACCACCCACCUCCUCUUAUUUAUUAUCAGCUACAUUAUUUAUUCAUGAGUAGUUCACUGACUAGUGCUAGGCUGUGGCGCAGCAACGGCGGGUGGAGGGUGUAGUUUUCUUCAGUCCUGUGUCUCAGCUGCUCACAGCUCGUUCGCUCCAUCUCCUCCUGAAGCUUUGAAGAGAUUUUAUUUGACAGCCGUCACUCACGCUAAGAGGAGGAUGUGUUCAUUUUAAAACUCUGUCAUCUUGUCUUUUUUUUUUUUUUUUAAUGCAGAACACGUUUUUCCUUCAGCUUUCCUGAGUAGAGGCAGAGGAAGAGCACAGGACGACGUGUUUGAUGGAAACUUGUGUUUUACACUUGCAGUGUAUCUAUUAAAUGUGUUGAGUGGUGGCUGCAGCUGUUACCUCUGGAUGAUCUGCGUCUCCUUCCUGCUGUCAGUGUGGACUCCCCCUUUACUCUGCUUCUGCUCCUGUUGCAGGAAUCUCUUUUCCUUUGGUUUAGUUCAUGUUUAAGUUUCAUUUAUAAUCACUGCGUUUGUUUUUUAUUUACUUCGAGUGGAGCUGUUCCCCCCCCCCCAAUACCUCAGCUCAUCUGUCAGCUGCUUCAAAAGAUGAGGCUGGAGUUCUUCUGUUUCAUAUGCUCAGAACCUACAGUGUGUUAGUUCAUACUGAGGACAUCAAUUUACAAACAUAUAGAUUCAUUUUUUUAAAGUGUAAUUUACUGAAACAGCUGCUCACUGUGGUUUUUAUCAAACAGGUGGAAAUAGUGACAUUGUUAGGGACUAUUUUCAGCGGCAGAUUAAUCCACAUUUGGUGCUCUAGUGAGUGUUUGUGGCAGCAGGACAGUGUGCGUGUAUGUGACUGAGUCAGAUUAAACUACAGUGUAUUUGUUCACGGUGAAUGAUGUGUGAGACUGACUAAUUUUAACACACACUCGCUCUCUUUCUCUCUCUAUGAUAAAAAAAGAGAAUUUCCAGCCUCAUCCUUUGAGUUGACCAGGUCACAGUGAGCUGAGAGGUCACAGUAACACACUGAUGGAGUGAGUGUUUAACAGUCAGUGUGUGACACAUUUGUACACAAGUGUAACAUAAAGUUAUGAUGGACUUGACAAAGUGUUUCAGAGAGUCAGAACAGUCUUGCCUGAUGUGAUGUUCUGUGUGAUAUGUGCUGUAUAGUCCUAUGUUAUGGCAUGUACUAUGAGGCUGUUCCACUGGCAGACAGGAUGAAGGGAUGUCCCGGGUUCCCACACCUGCUUCUGCCGUCGGGUGUCAGCAGCUACUCACUGUACCACUGUGGGAAUGUAAAGCGGCACGUCCACAUUCGCACCUGCUGACACAGAACGUCUGUUCGAAGAUUCGCAGAGCAGAGUUCAGACAAGAACCACGUCGAGUCUAUUUGUUGUUUUACACCAAUCUGCUUCUACAGACUCUGUUGCUCAGAUUCUUUUCCAGUCCUGGAUGACACCUGCAGGACUGUGAGGACUGUGGGAACCCUGUUCAUCUGCCCAGGCACCAUGACAACCAUCACCAGCUUCAGCUCUGCCGUCACAGAACACGCACAACACUAGAUGUCACACACAGACGUGGUGGUCCAGCUUCUUUCUGCAGUUUGUUCAUUCUGAGUAUUUCAGGCUUCUCUUCUUUUCUCUUCUCGCUGUAAGAAGCCAAAGUAGAACUUUGUUUGCUUGCAGGCAGUUUUACAUUUUAAAUGUGUUAUUACAAAAAGUGAUUGUACUGUUCUGUAUUGUUCUGUAGGAGAAGUAUUAUGUAUGCAUAUUUUAAAUAAAGCAUUCAGGGUUUUAAAAUGGAA